AUGGCAGGGAAUGCCAUGGAAGAUUUGUUGGGGCCGCCCAGCACUGGGCAGCAGUACAGCCAUCAGCAGUACAUACCCGGAACGGAGUACUAUGCUCCGCCAUCAGCACCGGAUCCAGGCAAGACGGUGGAUCUUUCUGGGAGCAGCGCAGCAAGCCAUUCGACUCCCCAGCCUGGGCCCAGCUUUCGGCCGAGUGCACCAAGCAGUUAUGCUGCCAGCAGCUCGGGCGGAUCCCGAGGGCCUACCAGCUUAGAAGGAGGCAGCGGGCCGACGUUUUCGCUGGCCAGCUUGAACCCGCAAGCCAUUAUGCAUCAGCUGACUUCACGACCCUUAACGGAAGUGGUUACCGAGCAGGGGCGCACGUUGAUGCAGAUUCCUCGCUACAUGGCGAGAGCGUACACGGCUGCGGCUCGCCGCUAUCUCCGGCCUUGGAACGAGUUUGCCCGUCUCAAUCCGAGCAGAAUCGUCGAGGGCGUGCGGCAAGCCUCGCGCCGUGGCGAGAUUCAGAUUUACUUUCAGCGGAAUGUGAUUGCAAACGCACGACACUUCUGCCCAAACUAUGCCUUCAUCUUUCUGGCGAUGCUGUUUAUGGCCGGCUAUCAUGUUUGCAUAUGCUUGCUGGAGUUGGUGGCGGCUGGUCUCAUGCCAUGCGCAGUGAACAGUUCAGAAACCGUCCGUGGACGCUGGCGAUAG
Symbiodinium natans is the source of this 693-nucleotide messenger RNA. NCBI's taxonomy places the organism in Eukaryota, Dinophyceae, Suessiales, Symbiodiniaceae. The record is from the annotation of a GenBank genome assembly.